UGACGUAUAUCCGGUUAAUCCAGGAAGUGUACCUUUUUGUUGUUUUUCUUGGUUGACAGAAACACUUCGACGUUCCCCGUCAGACUUCUCCACUCUCCUUCCAAAAUGGGAUGUGAUGGUGGUACUAUUCCCAAAAGACACGAGUUGGUGAAAGGUCCCAAGAAAGUCGAGAAGGUUGACAAAAAUGCAGAAUUGGCCGCCAAAUGGAAGUACUGUGCCCUAAGUCAGGAGAAACUCCGACGUCCAAUCGUUGCCUGCGAACUGGGAAGACUUUAUAACAAAGAUGCUGUCAUCGAGUAUCUUCUGGAUAAAUCCGCUGAGAGACCCAACACCGAUGCUGUAACGCACAUCCGCGGUACCAAGGACAUAAAAGAGCUCAACUUGACCGAUAAUCCCGAGUGGGGAGGUGAGAGAAGGAACACCAAAGGAGACGUGUACGAGGUCCUCCAUUGUGGAAUGUUUAUUUGCCCCGUUGUUGGGCUAGAGAUGAACGGCAAACACAGGUUCUAUUACCUGCAAACGUGCGGUUGCGUCUUCUCUGACCGCGCCCUCAAGGAAGUCAAGACGGAAAUCUGCCACAAGUGUGGAGACCCCUUCCAGAAGACGGACCUCGUCGUGCUCAACGGAACAAAGGAGGAGGUGGAAAAACUGAGGGAGAAUAUGGAGGCCAGGCGAGCCGUGGCCAAAGCUAAGAAAUCAAAGAAGAGCAAAGCCGCUGCAAGUGCGUCCACCACAUCACAAGCAAAAGAUGACGGAAAAGCGGAGGAAGCGCCAAAGUGCUCACUGGAAAAUGGAGGCACAAGCAGCCAAUCAGUGAAGGCAGGAAGCUCGGGAGCCUCGCACCCGUCCUGCGCCCUCAACGGCGACGGGCCUUUGGCAACCGCCUCCAAGCGAUCCAUCCAAGAGAUGGAGGAGAAGUCGGAGACUUUCAAGUCCAUCUUCACCACCCACAGCUCUGCCAAGCGCACCAAAGAUCAAACCUCCAACUGGGUCACCCACACUCCGUACCACUUUUAGCUCUUGCACGGGCGUCCGGCCGGACGCGUGUCUACUCAUUCCCGGCGCCUACACCUUUUCUUGAUCCGGACAGUUUUUUUAAUGGCUUCCCAGGCUGCUCACACACUCUUGUUUAAUUUGCGUCAUCCCCCACGCAUCCCCUCCUCCCUCUCUCACCCAGGUGCGUUAAGAAUUAGUGGGGAAUUAUUUUUCCUUCUUGGCGUUACCCUUUUUCUGCCCAAGGUUUAGUCUUGUGAACACAUACACGAUAUAAUACUUUCAGCUUAUCUUUUCCUUCUAAACUGUUUUUAUCCCCAAUCAUAAAAAGCUUUUUUAAAUCACAUCAUAUACAGCAGGGGUGUCAAACUCGUUUUUUUUCGCGGGCCGCAUUGUAGUCUUAGCUUCUUUCGGAGGGCCAUUAUGAAAUCAUUGUAUGAGCACCUCAUAUUAUAUAAAGUAAAAGUUACAAAACAAACUGACAAAUAACUCGUUUUCAAAUCAGCCGAGUAAAAACUGAUUGGACUGAACAAGAUCAUUGCUCAGGUUAGCAUGCGUAACUUGCUUUAAGUCAUUAUGUGAUAUCUAUCCAUCCAAUUGAACCCGUAACUUCUGAAAUUUGAGGCGGAUAUGCUAAUCAGUGCCCUAUUGUGCCGCUAUUAUGUUAUGUCCCUUUGUGUUAGUGCAUCAUUUCUAGCAUUAGAAAAUAGUCAAAUUAAAGUCAGUGUGUGUGUGUCAGAAAA
Syngnathus typhle (broad-nosed pipefish) is the source of this 1736-nucleotide messenger RNA. It is a transcript of the gene rtf2, whose product is annotated as replication termination factor 2. Gene Ontology annotation, cellular component: nucleus. The record is from RefSeq and is a predicted model, not a curated record. NCBI's taxonomy places the organism in Eukaryota, Metazoa, Chordata, Actinopteri, Syngnathiformes, Syngnathidae. The transcript has 9 exons. Gene Ontology annotation, biological process: mitotic DNA replication termination; site-specific DNA replication termination at RTS1 barrier. Bases 106 to 1017 code for a protein of 303 amino acids.